Messenger RNA from Trichomonas vaginalis G3, 705 nucleotides. RefSeq lists its product as uncharacterized. Lineage: Eukaryota; Parabasalia; Trichomonadida; Trichomonadidae. The record is from RefSeq and is a predicted model, not a curated record. The transcript has a single exon. The coding region runs from base 1 to 705 and encodes 234 amino acids.
AUGUUUCUUGGUGAAUAUCACCUAUUUGCAUACUCGAAACAGCAAGAAAAGAAUGUUCUUCAUAGUGAUCAAGCCCCGUAUAGUGUUUGGGAGACAUUUUAUCAAGAUUAUCCGAAAUCAAAUUAUUACUCAGGUAAAAAUGUUAAAGGAAGUGCAAUCAAUGGGGAAUAUUUCAUAUUCAAUGCCAUAUUUCUUUCUGUUACAACUACAAGUGCAAUUACUUUUUCUAAAGCAGGUAUUAAAUUUCUUGAUUCAUAUAAAUCACUUUCAAGUUGUAGCAGCAAUACUGUUGGAGGGGCGAUUAAUUUUAACUGCGAUAGUUCCAUUGUUCAAUAUAGAUCAUGCGGCUAUAAAUCACAAACACGUGGAGAUAGAGGACAACAUUCAUGCGCAAUGUUAGUUUGGCAAUCAAAUAGCAAAAAUUAUGUAUAUGAGAGUUCUUUUAUAAACUGCGGAAAUACCGAGAAAGAUGACACUAAUUAUAUUUAUCUUGGAAAACCAAGUGUUAAAUCAAUCAACUCAAGCUAUUGUAAAGCUCGCUACACAGCAGGAAUAACUCUUUAUUUUAAUACGGGAACUUUUACAAUGACGAAUUCAUCGGUUUGUAAUAAUUCUGCAACGUGGUCUGUUAUUAUGUCUCAAUCUUCAACUUAUACAUUUGGAUUUUGUAAUGUUCUUAGUAACACCCACACUGAGACAAGAUAG